AUGAUGCUGAAUAGGCUGAAAAUGAAGCAUUUAAUUCAUGGCACAUAUUUGAAACGGGAAUGUGAAAACAUAGUUUCCACAGAAAUCUCAAAACUUCAUAAAAUCAAGGCUCUAACAUUUGAUGGAUAGUUAGGCUAAGAUAUGUUUUAAUAAUUGGUAUAUUCAAGAGAUCAAAUAGCUUUUAACUCUUUGGAAAGAUUAGUCUUGAGAAGUUUAGAGCUAUAUCGAACUACAAUAGAUGAUCUAUUUCCAUUAUUAAAAAAUAUUAAGCAUCUAGAAUGCAAUAAAAGAUAAAUGAGCAUUUAUAAACCACUCCUUAAUAGCAAUAUCAAACUACAGUCACUAAUUGUAGCUCUACCUGCUGAUACUUUACAGCUACAUCUAAAUUUGUUUUUAUAACAUAGCUCAGACUAACUUUAAGAAAUUGAGAUUUACACUCCAAACUAUAAAUCUUUGAAAUAUCCUAAAGAGCUUUUCGAGAACUGCUAAUUUAAACAAUUAAGGAAAUUUAGAACUUUAAACAUUAAAAUGCAGGCAUUAGAAAGUCUCUUUAAUCCUUAAUAUUUACAAUAGAAUGAGAGCUAAUAACUAGAGCAGUUUGAGUUUUAAAGUGCUGAUAACGUUUACUCCUAUAUAUUGAAAAAUGAUUGGUUUUACUAGAAUGUGAUUAAAAAGGUUUUAUGGAAAAAUGGUCAUCUUAAAGAGUUUUAUCAUGAAUUCAAUGAGACUAAGGAUUAUUCUUCUGGAUUAAUUGAUGAUAUAACAAGUCUUAUCACAAGUAAUAUUCGUACUCUUAGAGUUAUAAAGCUUAAUUUCCAAAAAUCUUACCAUUAAAAUGAAAUUGAGAGGAGCGUUGAGAUUAUUAAUCAAGUUCUUGACUCUAUAAUGCUAACUUUUGAUCAGCAAGAAGGCUAAGUUUAUAUUUAAAGACUUGUGAUACUUGCUAGAAAAUUAAAGCUCGCUUAAGAUUCACAGAUACUUAAAAAAAUAUUGGAAAUAGUGAAGAAGCAAAAAAGUCAGAUUAAAGUUGUGAUGUCUAACAGUUUUAGCGCAGUUUUCAUAAAUUAUUAUUUAAUUAGAAACAUCAUGCUACAAACCUUCAGAAAGAAAGAUAAUCAUAACGGACUUAUAAAAUGA
This is a messenger RNA of Stylonychia lemnae, 1137 nucleotides long. NCBI's taxonomy places the organism in Eukaryota, Ciliophora, Spirotrichea, Sporadotrichida, Oxytrichidae. The record is from the annotation of a GenBank genome assembly.